Messenger RNA from Diatraea saccharalis (sugarcane borer), 1524 nucleotides. The record is from the annotation of a GenBank genome assembly. Lineage: Eukaryota; Metazoa; Arthropoda; Insecta; Lepidoptera; Crambidae.
AUGCUCAUCGCGCCAAUUGUCAUAACCCUACACACCGAAUGUCAUUCGAUGUAUAAGGGGCGUCAAGUCCUAGUGGGCGAGUGUUUACCUGCCUCGUGUGAUGUCACCGCCGUGGAACGAUUCGCAUCGCAGGCUGAGUCGGCAGCGGCAGCUCGAGCAGCCGCUGCCGGACUCGCUGCCUCCCUGCACACAGUCAGCGUGCGUCCUGUACCUGGCGAUUACAAUCUAUAUGCUGAUCGAAAAUUCCACAUAAUCGGGUCAGUGGUCUUGGCGGUGAUCAUCCUAAUGAUAGCAGCGUCAUUAUACGAAGGAUAUUUGGAGCGGAGGUUUCGGAUAGAGAACGGGGCCGCGGACCUGGAGGUGGCUCACGAUGACAACCAUAAAAAUGAUAGGCACUUCAACAAGCUUGCCGUUGAAGUACCUAUGCUCUUAAAAAGUUUCAAAUGCUCUGCCACUCGUACCGACUUCCGUCCACUCGAAAAAGGUCCUUUAAGAUCUAAAACGCCUGCUAAUGUGCACGUCGAUGGGAAAUUUAAUGAGGACAAAGACAAAGAACUUCGCAGAGAGCCUUGCGGUAUGUGGGCAGAGUUACUACUAGCAUUUUCGAUUCUAACCAACGGCCGGACAAUUCUCAGCACUCAGAAGCCUAGCGACGGUGCCUUGACCUGUUUACACGGAAUAAGGGGAUUACUCGUCACUGUGCUAUUUCUCCGAUCCGAAGACCGUAAGACCAAAAAAAUUGAACAACCAGAUAAACCAGACAUAAACAAGAACGUAAACGGCUACACAAACUCUGCUCUCUCAAUAUCUGUGAUCAGCCAGCAAUCCUUCAAGGAAGAUUUAUUGGACAAACCUAAGUCUACAAUGUACUCAAAGAUGGAGCUAUUCAGAAUGAUCAAGUCGUUCUUCGUUCUGUUUUUCUAUCGCGUUAUUAGACUGACUCCAGCUUACGCCUUCGUCAUUGGUAUCACUGAGGUAUCCUUCAGAUAUAUCUACAACCAGGCUGUAUUUGAUCCCGCCGUUCCUGAUCACAUCAUCUGCGAUCUAUUUUGGUGGAGAAAUCUCUUAUAUAUCAACAACCUGUACACCCAGAGGGAGAUGUGCAUGGUAUGGUCUUGGUAUAUGGCCAACGACACGCAAUUUUAUGUCGUCGGCAUUAUACUUUUAUUGAUUUCUGUGAAGAACUUUAAGCUGGCAACUGUAUCAUUAUUCGUGAUAAUGGUGAGCUCUUGGGGGACAACGAUAUAUAUAUCCGUGUGGCAUCAAUAUAAAGCAAAAAUACAAGAACCUUUCGAAAUGUUUGAUCCAUUGUAUGACAAGCCCUGGUCGAGAAUUGGACCUUAUUUGAUUGGUCAGCGUUAUAAAGGCAGUCCACAAAAACUGAACCGGCAGCCGAAUUAUUCGAUAACUCAACUGUCGUCGUUCAGCUUGAAUAUAUUUUUAGAUUUAGAAGCUUUAUCUGUGACCUCGAUUAAUUUCAGGAUAUUUUGCGUUGCCGACAUGGCUGUCAAUCUUCACGAUUGA